Molecule: messenger RNA, 461 nt
Organism: Hibiscus syriacus
Lineage: Eukaryota; Viridiplantae; Streptophyta; Magnoliopsida; Malvales; Malvaceae
Product: diacylglycerol O-acyltransferase 2-like
Exons: 3
Coding region: 36-461 (141 amino acids)
Source: RefSeq, a predicted model, not a curated record
AGUUGAAAGCGGUGGCGAUUGGCGAAUUGCGGACUAUGGCUGAACAAAUGGAGGAGAGACACGCGGCGGCGGAGGCUGGAACUGCGUACCGGAAGUUCAGUGGAAAAGAUGAAUUUCCGUCCAACAUGUUUAAUAGGAUAUUAGCUAUUGCGCUGUGGCUUGGGUCUUUGCAUUUCAACUUCUUUUUGCUUCUUUUCUCCUUUCUCUUCCUUCCUUUUUCCAAAUUCCUCAUGGUGGUUGGAUUUCUCUUGGUUUUCAUGGUUCUUCCUCUUGAUCCUCACAGUAAAUUUGGCCGGCGCCUGUCUAGGUAUAUAUGUAAGCAUCUCUGCAGUUAUUUUCCCAUCACUCUCCAUGUUGAGCACAUCCACGCCUUCAAAUCUGAUCGUGUUUAUGGUUUGUUUCCUUCCUUUUUGCUCAUUUAUGUCAUGCUUUCUCCUGUGCCGUGUAUUUCCCUUGCAUGA